UGCCCAGUGUACUGCAGAAGAAUUGAUCUGAAAAAAAAUGUGAUGGGCAGGCGAGGCUUAAAAAUGUCGUGAAUUUUGAUAUUUCGUGGUCAUGAGCGACAGUGUGUCAAUAUCGCUUGAUUCGCAUCCUGUGAAGCGCGGCAGCUGACCCAUCGCACCUCAAACCAGACUGGAUGAUAACGGCGAUUCUUUUUUCCCCCAAAUUUUGACAGACAGGCGCCGGUGGCUGCGUUCGUCGCCAGGACUCUAUAUAUAGAAGGGACGGUUUCCAAACUGGUUAAGGUUUGCCAACGACAACGAAGAUGGCAGUACUACUCACACUUUCGGUCCUCCUUGCGACAUCGGCAGCGAUAGUGAGCGCCGGAUGUCCCGGCAGCUUUAUCGAGAGUCCUUAUGGAGGCAACUGCUACGAGGUGCACAGAAGUAAGAAAUACUACUGCAAGGACGCCCGCAACAUCUGUCAAAACGAUGGCGCUUGGCUGGUCUCUAUCCGAGACGGAGAUUCAAUGAAAUGGAUCAACGGCUUGUACAAGGAGUACAAGCGGAGCCCAUGCAAUCAAUAUUACUGGAUUGGAGCAAACGACCUAAACAAAGAGGGCCAUUUCGUUUGGCAGGAGGACGGCAACGAGAUAAAGUAUCACUUCUGGGAGGGAGGCGAGCCGAACAACAAGGACAACGAAGACUGCGUCCGCGUCAACAGCGACAAUUUUGAGUGGAACGACGAAGACUACGACCGUUCCAGAGAGUACUGCUUCGUCUGCGAAAAGUACCCAACAUUUCUUUCGGAAGAUUCCGAAUGAAAAUAAAAAUCUAUCUUACGAUAGUCUGACAAAUACGUUCCUUGAAAACCUUCUUAAAAUUCCAGUAGGGGGCCUACUCAUUAAAAUUCGUCCAUAAUUUACAGGAACUAAGAUUUAAAAGUUGUUUCAAGCCCACCAAUCCGAUGACCGAUCACUUUAAUUUAUAUAACGCUAGAUAGAGAUAGAGAUUGAGAUUUCUCACAAACGGUUGGUUCUGUUGGUACGUACACUCUUUCUGACUCAAUAAUAACAUUUAUUCGCGUGCAUGGAUCAAAACCACAUUGCAAAUAAGCAUAAGUCUAAUGAUACGCUUCACUGAUAGCCUACUCUCUAAAUUCCAAAGAAAGAAAUUAGGGACUGGAGGUUUUAGAGUGAAAUCACUCUCAUUUUUGAUUGACUGAAAAAUGAACCACUUCAGUCGAAGCUCGAGUGAAACCUAGAUCUUUACG
Messenger RNA from Patiria miniata (bat star), 1249 nucleotides. RefSeq names its product perlucin-like protein. The coding region runs from base 303 to 800 and encodes 165 amino acids. The transcript is spliced from 2 exons. The record is from RefSeq and is a predicted model, not a curated record. NCBI's taxonomy places the organism in Eukaryota, Metazoa, Echinodermata, Asteroidea, Valvatida, Asterinidae.